Messenger RNA from Notolabrus celidotus (New Zealand spotty), 1084 nucleotides. RefSeq names its product ribonuclease, RNase K b (gene rnasekb). The transcript has 3 exons. The coding region runs from base 148 to 453 and encodes 101 amino acids. Gene Ontology annotation, molecular function: RNA endonuclease activity. The record is from RefSeq and is a predicted model, not a curated record. NCBI's taxonomy places the organism in Eukaryota, Metazoa, Chordata, Actinopteri, Labriformes, Labridae.
UCACGAGAGUUGCCGACUAUCCACGAGUAGAGCCGAGUGAUGAGGAUCAGCUGACUCCGGGGCUCAGUCGUCCUUCGAUGGAUCAUUUCUCAGUUUGUUGAAUCUAAAAUAAAGUUAUCCGAUAAAUCGAUCAAAGCGUCCACAGGUAUGCCGUCGCUUUUGUUCUGUGGGCCGAAGAUGGCCGCGUGCGGGAUCGUGAUCAGCAUCUGGGGAGUCAUUAUGCUGGCGAUGCUGGGGAUCUUCUUCAGUGCAAAGUCGGCCGUGCUGAUCGAGGAUGUCCCAUUCACAGAGGAGGACAUUCGUGGAGAUAAAAAUCCUCCUCAGAACAUCUACAGCCUCUACAACCAGGUCGGCAUCAACUGCUUCAUCGCCGCUGCCAUCUACGUGGCGGUGGGUGCCGUGUCGCUCUGCCAGGUGCGGCUCAACAAACGGCAAGAGUACAUGGUCACAUAGACGUCUUCAGCCGUGACCCCUGACGGCUUCAGCAACUGGAGGUCACCUGUCCUGUUACAGUGUCACACUUUUUCCUUGCAGAGGACCAAUCAGCAGCUGGAGAUUUUAAACAAUGUGGUCGGGGGGAGGGGGAGGAGGGGUGAGCGGCACCUAGAUUAUUUAUUUUGAAGUGUAAACAUUCAAUGUGUUUGUUGUUUGUUGUUGUUGUUGUUGUUGUUGUUGUUGUUGGAUGAAAUGUGACAUUCCUUUGAGCAGGUUAUCCAUGAAAAGAACAGAGUGUUAAUCUCUGCCUGCUUGUUACAGUGACUUGACUUCUGAAGUAUAUUUGAAUAAACAGAAAUAAGAAAUAAAUCCAUCCAGUGAAAGUAAACGGCAUGUUUUAUUGAAGUGACCCCUUCAGUCUGUUUUAUCAUUUAACAUGUCUUCAUCUCUUCUCAGUCACAUCUUUAUGUUCUGCUGAAACAAACAUUACAGGAAGUCAACCUUCAGAACAAAACUCCAGAUAAUAAAGUAAAACCUGUUCAGACUGUUUGUUUUGAUGCUUCUGUGCAUUUCACUGAAAGCUGUUAAAUGUGACGGAAAUGUUACCGUGGAUAACCUUUGCAAUAAAGUGUGUGUGUGAAAACUAAAA